Molecule: messenger RNA, 1127 nt
Organism: Callithrix jacchus (white-tufted-ear marmoset)
Lineage: Eukaryota; Metazoa; Chordata; Mammalia; Primates; Cebidae
Source: RefSeq, a predicted model, not a curated record
UUAGAAUAUUUUUUGAGCGUGUGGGUAGUUGGUUAAACUUAGAAAUAUCUUUUUUGUGCGUGGGUAGUUGGCCAAGACGCCGUGGGGUAGAAUGCAGCAAGCUCCGAGGAUCAUCCAGGGUAUGCAGGCCUGGAGAGCACACAUGUGUCGGCCCCACCUCUGCAAACUCUGUCCCUCCCCUGCAGCGGACAAAAAGCCAGUCCGUGGGACAAGGACCGCGGCCGCGCCUGCGCAGAGCGCGCAAGGACUUCCGGGGCGCUCCCGGGACUCCGGCAGGGCCCCGCCCCCUGGCGCGGUGCGGUGUCGUCACGGAGUUGCCAUGGCGUCGUUCAGCGGCCUGGCGUCGGCGCUGGAGUCGUACAGGGGCCGGGACCGCCUGGAGGAGGAUGCCUUUGUCCGCUGGGUGUCCGUCCUAGGGAACCUGGCUGACCAGCUCUACUACCCCUGUGAGCACGUUGCCUGGGCAGCUGAGACCCGGGUCCUCCACGUGGACUCUUCCCAGUGGUGGACGCUGAGCACAGCCUUAUGGGCCCUCUCUCUGCUCCUGGGGGUUGCCAGGUCCCUGUGGGUGCUGCUGAAGCUGAGACAGAGGCUGCGGAGCCCCACAGCGCCCUUCACCAGCCCACUAGCCCGGGGCAAGCGGAGGGCCAUGGAGGCGCAGAUGCAGUCGGAGAUGCUGUCGCUUCUCAGCAACCUGGCUGACCUGGCGAACGCCGUGCACUGGCUGCCCCGGGGUGUGCUGUGGGCCGGCCGCUUCCCGCUGUGGCUGGUGGGCCUCUUGGGCACCAUCUCCUCACUCCUCAGCAUAUACCAGGCGGUCCGGGCUGGUGGCCAGGCCGAGCUGCCACCCCCUGACACUGCCUGAAGAGCACAGGGGACACAGCUAGAGCCCAUGGAGGGCCCCUUUCUGCAAAGCAGAAGACGCCGGGACGGGCUAGGGCUGUACGGCUGCCUGUGGCGAAACCCAUAGGCAAGGUGGGAGGAAGGACUGAUUCAAGGUCCCCCCCAGGGCUACCGAGCCGGACAGUUUUCAGCCACGGAAGCCUUCAGCAGCACCUCCCACUCACCAGCUGGAGUCUUAUAUCCAAAUAAAGGCGAACCAGAGGAAGCCCGUCUUGCCUUGGAAA